This is a messenger RNA of Chiloscyllium plagiosum (whitespotted bambooshark), 1104 nucleotides long. NCBI's taxonomy places the organism in Eukaryota, Metazoa, Chordata, Chondrichthyes, Orectolobiformes, Hemiscylliidae. The record is from RefSeq and is a predicted model, not a curated record.
CAACACUUUGACUCGGACCUUCCUCUCCCAGUAGUAAAGUUAGAUCUCUCAGCAAACUCCUUGACCAGAAUUCCCGACUUCAGCAACCUCCGGAAUCUCAGAAAGCUCAUCCUCGAUUACAAUAAGAUACAGGCUCUUCCUGAGGGAGCUUUCGAUGACCUGGUGUCACUGGAGGAACUGAGUCUCAGUGGAAACGGAAUCCGGGUUAUCCCUGAGAACAUCUUCGACCCUCUCGAGAACCUCAAAUAUUUAACCCUGUCUGCAAACAACAUCGAGAACUUUGGUGUAAAUGCACUGGGAGAUCUGGAAAAUCUGGAUACAUUUGAUAUCUCAAACAACAACCUGCAAUCAAUUCCUCAGAAUUUUCUGGAUGUGUUUGCACCCUAUAUCUACCUUUACAAUAAUCCAUGGCACUGUCAGUGUGACACUGUGGAACGUCUGAUUGAAUGGAUUCAGUUCAAUGAUGGUAAUAUCUAUAACAGCAGAAAGGAGGCGGAUUUAAAAAGUGUUGUUUGUUCAACUCCACCUGAAUGGUUUGGGACACCAAUUAUCGAUUUCCCUUUUAAGCAAAUCUGUCAGAUCAUUACAACGCCCGAAAUGGUCCCUCAGACAUCCACUGUUACAGAAAGACCCCAAAUCACCACUGCACACAGGCACUUAAUAACAACACCACCUCUGGGGGCUUGUGCUGGAUACACUGAUCUAGCAGGUAAACCAGGGAUUAACUGUAGUCAUCGCUCCCUCGUGUCUGUCCCUCGUUCUCUCCCACUGGACACAGAGAUCCUCUUACUGAGCUGCAACAAUCUCACCACGGUGGCUUUAAGCUCAUUUGAAAUCUUCUCAAAUCUCAGUGACCUUGACCUUUCCAACAACAUGAUUCAACACUUUGACUCGGACCUUCCUCUCCCGGUAGUAAAGUUAGAUCUCUCGGCAAACUCCUUGACCAGAAUUCCCGACUUCAGCAACCUCCGGAAUCUCAGGAAGCUCAUCCUCGACCACAAUAAGAUACAGGCUCUCCCCGAGGGAGCUUUCGAUGACCUGGUGUCACUGGAGGAACUGAGUCUCAGUGGAAACGCAAUCCGGGUUAUCCCUGAGAACAUCUUC